AGGAGACUGGAGUCGAGUGAGGAAAAUUACUUUGCAUUGCGUAAGAAAGAUACAGUUCUUCAGACCCUGUCCAUUUUGUAUCUUCUAAAGCUGUUUGGUGUUGUAAAUCCAUUGAUCUUCGUUAUGGAUGAUCCUGCUCUCUUGGCACUCACUCCACACACUGUGGAAGAUCCUGAUUCAGCAGCCACUAGACAGCUUGUAAACCCUGAGCGAGUCCACAGACAUGAAGAUCCUUAUGACUUGGUUGUGUUAGCUCAAGAAGUACAGAAAGCUGAUCAGUUUGUCCGAUGUGCUGCUAGUAAUAAACUCAUACUGAUUGCAGAACAGAUUCGUCAUCUUCAAGAACAAGCCAGGAAAGUGUUAGAGGAGACCAAACGAGAUGCUGAACUCCACCAUGCUGCUUGCAACUUCAAGAAAAGACCAGGCCAAAUGUAUUACCUGUACAAAAGACAAAAUGGAACAACAUACUUCUCAAUGCUUUCACCAAAGGAAUGGGGCCCAAGCUGUCCUCAUGAGGCAUUAGGAUCUUAUCGACUUGAAGCUGACAUGUCUUGGACUAAAGCUGAGGAUGUCGAGCGACGUAGCAAAGACAUCGCUUUGGUGGACCAACUGCUUUCAGCAGAGGUUCCAGCAAUUGAAUAUGUUCUACCACCACACAAGAACAAUGGAUUUUCUGCCAAGGCAGCUCUUAAACAUAAGACUGUGAUUGAAGAUGUUAGUGAUCAAACAGAACCGAUUGUUGAAGAACCACAGUAAAGGAAACUCAAAACAGACAUUUACAACAAGCUUUUAGAAUGACAAAAGAAUGAAAGCAACUGUCAAAGCCACAUGUUUUUAAAAUUUGAGCAAUGGACUUCAUAUGUUUGGCUUGUAGUACAUAAACUACAGAAACAAUUGAUGAAGCCAGUGAGUUGAAGCAAGCAUUUACCUUGUAUACUGUAGAUCUACUAAGUCUGUCACUGGCCACUGAGAACAAGUUAAGAUUUUGCUCAAGUAGAUUUCAGAUUUGUCAUGGAAAUUGGUAUUAACAUAUUCCUUUUAGAGUGGUUUUCAAUUGUGUCAUAAAACCAAAACCAAACCAACUACUUGCCAAUUAGACCACUUCACCAAUCUCAAGCAGCAGUAAAACCAAAACCAAACUAAUUGCCUGAUUACUCUCAACGCUCAUUUGAAAACUGCUAUAAGGCUGAUAAUUUCAACAUUUUUAAAAUUAGAUUGGGUCAGACUUAGUAACAAAAAAUAUAUAAGUAUUGUCAUCUGUAUCAUAAUAAUAAUAAUAAUAAUAAUAAUAAUAAUAAUAAUAAUAAUAAUAAUAAUAAUAUCAGACCAAUGGUUGCUGUGCAGUAUUACAAAUUAAUGUCCUCAGAAAUAUCUAUUUUUUUGUGUGGCUUAUCUAUUUAUUAUAUAACUAUUGAUUAUCUAAAUCAAUCGUGAUAGUAUGUGUCAAAAGCAAGAACUGAACAGAAGUGAUGAACUGAUUGAUGCAGUAUCCCUGGGGAGACUUGUCCUCUUUUCUCAGCUGAGACACAUAACCAGGUUCCAGGGGACCAGCAGUGCUAAAAGCAUAAUUUCAAGCACUUUUGUAAAGGAGCUCCCCCACUCUGGGUGUUGCACUAAGUUCAAAACCAUAUAUCAUUUAUAAGCCAAAGACAGUCACGUGGUCUGGACUUCAGUAAUGUUAAUCGCAUAGCAAUGUUUCAGUGGAUUUAGCAAGAAACUGCAAGAGCUUGUUGAUAAAAAAAAAAUGCAUCUGGUUUGGGAACGUGACAAACCAGACUGGCACAGUUUCGUACAUAAGACUGUCUUUUGCCGAAUGUGUAAUGCAUAAAAGGCAUUUACUUGCAAGCAACUCCUUCACCAAAUAUAAGCAGGUAUUUUUUUAAAGAGUACAUAAUGGAUCAUGAUGAUGGUAUUAUAUUUUACAAUUGUAUUUAAUGUUAUUAAUUUUAGCUUGAUUCCCAUGGAUGGUGCAUUGCACACUUUGGCAACAAUUCUUUAUAGCAAUAAACAAUAAGGAAUUAAUGACGUA
This is a messenger RNA of Orbicella faveolata, 2029 nucleotides long. RefSeq lists its product as uncharacterized. NCBI's taxonomy places the organism in Eukaryota, Metazoa, Cnidaria, Anthozoa, Scleractinia, Merulinidae. The record is from RefSeq and is a predicted model, not a curated record.